Messenger RNA from Caenorhabditis briggsae, 1575 nucleotides. RefSeq names its product Protein CBR-GSPD-1 (gene Cbr-gspd-1). Gene Ontology annotation, cellular component: cytosol. Bases 1 to 1575 code for a protein of 524 amino acids. The record is from RefSeq and is a predicted model, not a curated record. Gene Ontology annotation, biological process: pentose-phosphate shunt, oxidative branch; glucose metabolic process. Gene Ontology annotation, molecular function: NADP binding; glucose-6-phosphate dehydrogenase activity. The transcript is spliced from 7 exons. Lineage: Eukaryota; Metazoa; Nematoda; Chromadorea; Rhabditida; Rhabditidae.
AUGGCUAACCAAUGCAAACGUCACUCUGUGUCCGAUCCACUCUCGAAGGAUCUGGUUGAAUGUCUUCGAGAGUCGAUGCAAAGAGAACUCAAAUUUGAAACUCCAUACGUCUUCGUCGUUUUCGGAGCUUCCGGAGAUCUUGCCAAGAAGAAGAUAUACCCAACUCUCUGGUGGUUGUUCCGUGACAAUCUUCUUCCAGUCAACAUCAAAUUCGUAGGAUAUGCAAGGUCUGACUUGACGGUUUGCAAGCUUCGUGAAUCGUUCGAAAAGUUUUGUAAAGUUCGUGAAACGGAGAAAUGCGCAUUCGACGACUUUAUCAAGAAAUGCUCUUACAUUCAAGGACAAUACGAUACUUCUGAUGGCUUCCAACGUCUCCAAUCUUCAAUUGACGAUUUCCAGAAAGAAAGUCACGAUCAAGCUGUGAACCGUUUGUAUUACCUUGCUCUCCCACCAGCAGUGUUCAAUGUUGUGUCGACAGAACUCAAGAAGAAUUGUAUGGAUCGUGGAGAUUCGUGGACUCGUGUGAUCAUAGAAAAACCAUUCGGGCAUGAUUUGAAAUCGUCUUGUGAGCUGUCCACUCACCUAGCUCAACUUUUUAAGGAAGAUCAGAUUUAUCGUAUCGACCAUUACCUUGGAAAGGAAAUGGUCCAAAAUCUGAUGGUUAUGCGCUUUGGAAACCGUAUUCUAGCACCAUCCUGGAACCGCGAUCACAUUGCAUCUGUUAUGAUCUCAUUCAAAGAAGAUUUUGGAACUGGUGGACGUGCUGGAUACUUCGAUACCGCUGGAAUUAUUCGUGAUGUUAUGCAGAAUCAUUUGAUGCAAAUUUUGACAUUAGUCGCCAUGGAGAAACCAGCUAGUCUGAAUGCUGAAGACAUUCGUGAUGAAAAAGUCAAAGUUCUGAAGGCGUGUAAAGUGGUUGAAUUGAAGGAUGUUGUAGUUGGACAGUACGUGGCAAAUCCGGACUUCGAUCAUCCAGAAGCAUCUCAAGGAUACAAAGAUGACAAGUCUGUUCCAGCCGAUUCAACAACUCCAACAUAUGCACUUGCUGUUCUCCACAUUAAUAAUGAACGAUGGGAAGGAGUUCCAUUCUUCCUGCGCUGUGGAAAAGCCCUCAAUGAGAAGAAGGCUGAAGUCCGCAUACAAUUCAAGGAAGUGAGCGGAGAUAUCUAUCCAUCUGGAGAAUUGAAACGGUCGGAGUUGGUGAUGAGAGUGCAGCCGAAUGAAGCUGUGUACAUGAAACUGAUGACAAAGAAGCCAGGAAUGGGAUUUGGAGUAGAAGAGACCGAGCUUGACUUGACUUAUAACAAUAGAUUCAAAGAUGUCCGACUUCCCGAUGCCUACGAGCGUCUUUUCCUGGAAGUAUUCAUGGGAUCUCAAAUCAAUUUCGUGCGAACUGAUGAACUGGAAUACGCGUGGCGUAUCUUGACUCCUGUUUUGGAGGAGCUUGAGAAGAAGAAAAUCCAACCUGUACAGUACAAGUUCGGAAGUCGAGGACCAACCGAAGGAGAUGACUUGAUGCAAAAGUAUGGAUUCAUCUUCACUGGCACUUACAAAUGGGUUGCUCCAAAGCUUUGA